Molecule: messenger RNA, 1758 nt
Organism: Eucalyptus grandis
Lineage: Eukaryota; Viridiplantae; Streptophyta; Magnoliopsida; Myrtales; Myrtaceae
Exons: 9
Coding region: 1-1644 (547 amino acids)
Cellular component (GO): plasmodesma; plasma membrane
Source: RefSeq, a predicted model, not a curated record
AUGUUUGAUUCUGUCAAAUUUCACUCCCCUCUUCUUCUCGCUGUUCUCCUCAUCUGUUCGGUCUCCAUUUCAUUCUCUCACCGCGGUUCUCACCUCCACCGCCCACCGGCUGCAGACUUUCCGAAGUUUGACGUUGUUCGGUGGGAAGAGAGGAGGCUAGUUCUUGAAGGAAAUGAUGAAGGCGGUGUACAGAAUUCGACGCUGGUAUUAGCUGAAGAGAGAACACGCAGGAGAGACCCUCUGGAUGAUUUCAGGCACUACAAGGGGGGUUGGAACAUCAGCGACAGACAUUACUUGUUUUCUGUUGGAUUUACUGCCGUUCCAUUUUUUGUGAUUGCCACAAUAUGGUUUCUGGGGUUUGGUCUCUGCUUUUGCAUCAUAUGUGUUCGCCACUGCUGCUGCCACCGCCUCAAACAGUCUUAUGGCAAUUCAAAAUCCAAAUGUGCUCUUUCUCUACUUGGACUAUUCAUUAUAGCGGCAAUUGUCGGAAGCAUCGUCCUGUUCACUGGCCAGGAGAAGUUCCAUGGAAGCACAUGUAGCAUGCUGAAAUAUGUGGUGAAGCAGGCUGAUGCUACAGUCGAACAGCUUAGAAGUGUAUCUGAUUACCUUGCUGCUGCUAAGCGUGUUGGAGUGGAUCAAAUAUCUUUACCACCCACUGUGCAGAGCGACAUUGACAAAGUAGAAACAAUGAUUAAUUCUGCAGCAACCAAAAUCGAAAGAAAAACAGACCAGAAUUCGGAUAAGAUUCAGCAUGUGUUGAAUUCAGUAAGAUUCGCUGUAAUCAUUAUUGCAGCUAUGAUGCUGCUCUUGGCUUUACUUGGCUUCUUUCUAUCAGUUUUAGGAGUUCAGCCACUUGUGUCCCUAUUGUCAAUUUGCGGUUGGAUCUUGGUCACUGUUACAUUCGUUUUAUGUGGAGUUUUUGUCAUUCUCCACAAUGCAAUGGGCGACACCUGCGUUGCCAUGGAAGAAUGGAUCCAAAAUCCCACAGCCCACACAUCCAUGGAUGAGAUCCUUCCCUGUGUGGACCAGGCAACUGCCCAAGAGACCUUGUUGCAGAGCAAAGAUGUUACCUUCCAGUUGGUCCUUGUAGUGAACAGAUUCAUCGGCAACAUCUCGAACCACAACUUUCCAGCAGGCAGUGGCCCUUUUUACUACAACCAGUCUGGCCCAUUAGUGCCCCUCCUUUGUAAUCCUUUCAAUCAUGAUAAAACUGAUAGAAGAUGUGCUGAUGGGGAGGUCAACUUUGACAGUGCGUCGCAGGAAUGGAUGAAAUACGUCUGCGAGGUCUCAGCAAAUAAUCUUUGCACUUCAGUGGGCCGAUUGACACCCGUAUAUUAUGCCCAGAUGACGGCCAUUGUCAAUGUAAGCUACGGCUUAUAUCACUACGGUCCCUUCCUUGUUGACCUGCAAGACUGCUCUUUCGUUCAAGAGACCUUCCGUCAAGUUGAAGAGCAUCACUGUCCAGCCCUGAGGCUCUAUAGUAAGUGGAUCUAUGUUGGGUUGGCUUUGGUUUCUGCUUCAGUAAUGCUUUCAUUGGUGUUCUGGGCGAUUUAUGCGAGAGAGAGGCGGAAACGCCCAGUCAGCGAACAGUUUAUACCUCUGACAGAUGAAGAUCAGACAGGGGUAGAGAAAGGUCAAGGUUAAUUGUGCCGAUGGGUCUGUGCGAAUUCUCAUUUAAUUAUACUAUUUAUAACACAUCAUGUAAUAAGGGUGAGUAUGGUCUGGGUUGGGCUGGUCCAAUCCCUAGCCUUAAGACUA